UCAACUUUUAGAAUUCCAAGACUAGGUUCUUAUUUCUUGCCAUAGGUGCAUUCUGAUGAUUGUUCUUGGUUCUUUUCAUCUCACAGCUGCUGAUGGCCCAGGAGAUCGUUUCAUCAUUGGAGAAUCCCAAGCUGGUGAACAGCCGACUCAGACAGUAAUGCCAGGACAAGUCAUGCGGGUUACAACAGGUGCUCCAAUCCCCUGUGGUGCUGAUGCAGUAGUACAAGUGGAAGAUACUGAACUUAUCAGGGAAUCCGAUGAUGUACGUCAUUACCAGGGCACUGAGGAGCUUGAAGUACGAAUUCUGGUACAAGCUCGGCCAGGCCAAGAUAUCAGACCCAUUGGCCAUGACAUUAAAAGAGGGGAAUGCGUUUUGGCCAAAGGAACCCACAUGGGCCCCUCAGAGAUUGGUCUUCUGGCAACUGUGGGUGUUACAGAGGUUGAAGUUAAUAAGUUUCCAGUGGUUGCAGUCAUGUCAACAGGGAAUGAGUUGCUAAAUCCUGAAGAUGACCUCUUACCAGGAAAGAUUCGAGACAGCAAUCGUUCAACCCUCUUAGCAACAAUUCAGGAACAUGGUUACCCCACAAUCAACUUGGGAAUUGUGGGAGACAACCCAGAUGACUUACUCAAUGCCUUGAAUGAGGGUAUCAGUCGUGCUGAUGUCAUCAUCACAUCAGGGGGUGUGUCCAUGGGGGAAAAGGACUAUCUCAAGCAGGUGCUGGACAUUGAUCUUCAUGCCCAGAUCCAUUUUGGCAGGGUUUUUAUGAAACCAGGCCUGCCAACAACAUUUGCAACUUUGGAUAUUGAUGGUGUAAGAAAAAUAAUCUUUGCACUACCAGGGAAUCCUGUGUCAGCCGUGGUCACCUGCAAUCUCUUUGUUGUGCCUGCACUGAGAAAGAUGCAAGGCAUCUUGGAUCCUCGGCCAACCAUCAUCAAAGCCAGGUUAUCAUGUGAUGUAAAGCUAGAUCCUCGCCCGGAAUACCACCGGUGUAUACUGACUUGGCAUCACCAAGAGCCACUCCCUUGGGCACAGAGUACAGGUAAUCAGAUGAGCAGCCGUCUGAUGAGCAUGCGCAGCGCCAACGGUUUAUUGAUGCUUCCUCCAAAGACAGAGCAGUACGUGGAGCUCCACAAGGGCGAGGUGGUGGACGUCAUGGUCAUCGGGCGGCUAUGAUGGUCGCCGGUGCGAGAAAGCCCUGAUGCAUGUCCACAUAUCAUCGACUGUAUCCUGUAAUAUGCAGCGGCACAGCUAGUUUUUCUGAUUUGGAUAAAAGUUGAUCUGUAUAGUCAACAUCUUGAACUAUAUUUCAAAAGAAUUUAAAUACCUUUUAAAGAAAAAAACACCUAAAAAUAAAUCUUAACAGACAACUCUAUUCUGAUUAUAUCAAAGCAAAUUUUUCCUUUCUUGCAAAUUGCUUUGUGUGUUCAAUGCUAGGUCUGAUAGCGAUAGCUUUUAGUAGACAGCAGUAGGUGCCUGCAGAACUUGUGUUUUUCUCAUCUUUAAAAUACAACUACUUAUGCUCUUAAAUCAAGGCUGUCUGCUUAUUUAUACUAGCGUAGGCAACACUUGGAUUUCCCUUCUUAGUAUGCUUCAUAACUGCUUUACAGAGAGCUUCCGCUUGUUCUUGAUCCUGUAUCGUGUUUAUGUGCACAGUGCCAAGCAGAGAGUGGCUGGGUGGCGGCCCUGCCCGGCCUCCGGGAGAGCCAUCGGCGGGCGAGGAGCGGCUCUCAUCCCAGUAGCCUCGUGGCACAGUACUCUUGGGCAGUAACUGGAUACCUUUUAUUUGAACAAACAAACUGGGGGGGAAAUGCUUCCUUAAGUGCUGACAGCCUUUUUAACCAAUACAUUUAAAAUUGUACAGAACAAAAAAUAAAAUCAAAGACUGAUCUUGUACAGAUAUUAGUGUUACCAGCAUUCAUGUGGAAAUCAAGAGCAAAGAAAAAACAAUGUUAAACAACUCUGUACCAUAACAUUUUCUGUAAUGACACUGGAACUUAAUGAAUAAAAAAAUCCUUGGUCAUUAUUUAAAA
Messenger RNA from Odocoileus virginianus texanus, 2031 nucleotides. NCBI's taxonomy places the organism in Eukaryota, Metazoa, Chordata, Mammalia, Artiodactyla, Cervidae. The record is from RefSeq and is a predicted model, not a curated record.